This is a messenger RNA of Micropterus dolomieu (smallmouth bass), 4354 nucleotides long. RefSeq names its product laminin, gamma 2 (gene lamc2). The transcript is spliced from 21 exons. Bases 3 to 3398 code for a protein of 1131 amino acids. The record is from RefSeq and is a predicted model, not a curated record. Gene Ontology annotation, molecular function: extracellular matrix structural constituent. Lineage: Eukaryota; Metazoa; Chordata; Actinopteri; Centrarchiformes; Centrarchidae.
ACAUGAAGAGGAGCAGCAGCAGCUGGAUUUCCCUCUGCGGGGUUUUGGCUGCAGUUUGUGCCGUGCAGGCGACCUACACUCUCUACACGACGGUGCGUUGCGACUGCAAUGGGAGAUCUCGGUACUGCCUUCGGGACGCCCAGGGCCUGUACUGCAUCGACUGUCAGGGAAACACCGAGGGCCGCCACUGUGAGCGCUGCAAGGACGGCUUCUACCUGGAGGGGGCGGGACUGAGCUGCACACCCUGCCUCUGCAACCCCACAGGUUCUGUCAGUGCAACGUGUGACAGCAGGGGGCGCUGUAGCUGCAAAGAAGGUGUCACAGGAGAAAAAUGCGACCGCUGCCCGGACGGACCGAUCGGACCGGAUGGCUGCUCGCAAAGACGUCAGCCCAGACAGGAUUCGGGCAGUUCGCCGUGUUUCUGUUACGGCCACAGCAGCAGGUGUUCUCCACAAUCCGAUUACUCCAUCUACAAGAUCACCUCCACCUUCGCCGACGGUCCGGACGGUUGGAGGACGGCGACAGCGCAGGGCGUCACACCCGACGACGUUCACUUUCGCUGGUCACCAAAACACCAGGACCUGGAGGUGAUCUCCAAAAACAGCCUGCCGGUUUACCUGUACGCCCCAGCUCCUUACCUGGGGAAUCAGUUGCUGAGUUAUGGUCAGAACUUUUCCUUCUCGUUGCGUCUGGACCGCGGCGUUCGACACCCGUCCACCAAUGAUGUGAUCCUGGAAGGUGGCGGUCUAAGAGUCAGCGCCUCGCUCGGUGACCUGCGAUCCAUCGUCCCCUGUGGACAAAAGAUCAGCUACAGUUUCAGACUGGAUGAGCAGCUCGGCAGCAAAUGGAGGCCUCAGCUCUCUUCCCUCCAGUUCCAGACGCUCCUCCAGAACCUCACCGCCAUCAAGAUCCGGGCAACGUUUGGCGAAAAUGGACGUGGUUACCUCAAUAAUGUGCAGCUGGUGACGGCGCGACGUGGAGAAGGCGUCCUGGCCCCCUGGGUCCAGACCUGCAACUGCCCGCCGGGAUACGACGGUGAGUUCUGCGAGCGAUGCUCCGCUGGUUUCAGACGCAGGAUCCCUGCAGACGGAGCCUUCAGCCCCUGCGAACCCUGCAACUGCAGAGGAGGCAGCUGCGACCCGCAGACGGGAGACUGUUACUCUGCUGACGAGACGCCCGGAGAGCAGAGCUGCUCUGAGGGGUUUUACCGAGACCCCUGGCAGCCUCGUACCUGUGUGAAGUGUCCCUGUGCGGACGGAGUGUCCUGCUCGCUGGCUGCCGGUUCGCUGGAGCCCCGAUGUGACCGCUGUCCAACUGGAACCACAGGCCCUCGCUGCGACAUCUGUCAGGAGGGUUUUUAUGGUUCUCCUGCAGGGGGCGCCGGCGUGCAGCGACCCUGCAGGCCCUGCCAAUGUAACGGCCACAUUGACGUCAACGUGGCGGGAAGUUGCGAUCGCAGCAGCGGCGAGUGUCUGAGGUGUCUGAACAACACGAAGGGCCGGAGCUGUGAGGCCUGUGUGCGAGGUUUCUACCACAGCCGAGCCACCGACGCCUGCAAACCGUGUAACUGUGACGUUCAGGGCUCACAGUCUGCACAGUGCGAUGAUUCGGGUCGCUGUCGGUGCAGACCGGGCUUCGAAGGCCUGAGGUGCCAACGCUCCAACUGUCCCGCCUGUUUCGCCCCCAUCAAGUCAAAGAUGGAGGCUUACGGUGCCAAGCUGAAGGAGCUGGAGACCCUGUUCUCAGACAUGGACGGAGGUUUGAAACCAGCCAACAGUGCUGAGAUUGAGGCUGCUCUGAGAGCCAUAGAGGAGCUGGUGAACAACCUGCAGGACGAAACCGAGCAGCUCUCAGGACUGGAGAGGAGCCUGCAGGGUCGUCUGGCGUCCAUCAGCAGGAGUCAACUGGAGGACGGACAGGACAUCCAAAACAUCGCCGAGUCAGCGGAGAACAUCAAACAACAACAGCAGACGUACAAGACGAAGGUGGAGGAGGUUCAGACCCUGAUAGAGGAGAUGAAACGCAAACUGGACAAGGCCAGGACUGACCUCGGAUCAGCUGAGUUUCCUCUUGGAGAUUCUCCACAGGGUCCAGACUUCCUGUCUUCUUUGGUGCAGACCGCCACCAGUCUGGCCGACAAACACCAGACGACAGCAGAUUCUGUGGACCGAACCGCCACGGACGCUCUGAGGGACUCGGAGGCGAGUCUGGCUCUGGUCCGAACUCUCAUGAACAAAGAGAACAGAGUCAAGGAGCUGAUCGGAGAUCUGAAAACCAUGUAUGAUCAGACCUCGGCCCGGGUGAAGGGGUUUGAGAACCAGGCGACCCGGCUGAGCACUGAGGCCAGAGGCGAGAGCAAAAUGGCGGACAGCAUGCUGAAAGACAUCGCCAACAUGGAGCGAGACAUCCCAUCAUCCCUGAAGGAUGAGGUGAGCGCCAUGGUUUCCAGAGUGGGCGAUCUGCAGAAGACGGUGGACGAGGACAUCUCAGGCUACCUGGCGCUGCAGGGCGGUGUGCAGCAAGACAUGGCCGCCACCCAGGACCUGAUGGCCAAGGGCAAGGCCGCCCAGCAGGAUUACGACAAGCUGGUGGACAGAGUCAACAUCGCCAAGGACAUCACAGAGAGCGCUCUGCAACGCAUCAACAGCAACAGCAACGAGCUGGACAACACCCUGAACACCCUGAAAGGGUUCGACCAGCAGAUCGACGGCAGCAGAGCUCUGGCCGACGCCGCCAUCAAGCGUCUUCCCGGCAUCAACGCCACCAUCCAGCAGGCUAUCGGCAACAACGCUGAGACGCUGUCCGUCCUGGGAGACGUGUCUGAUGGUUACAGCAGCGCACUGGAAAGCAUCAACCAGCUGGAGACUCUGGUCAACGGUCUGGAGGGAACGUUUGAAUCUUUGCCGCCUUAUGCCGAUCUGGCGAAUCAAGCCACCAAACUGAACAAAGACGUGACGGAUCUGAAGACGAAGGCGGUCGGCACGGCUAGAGACCUGGCCUCCGAGCUGGACACCGCCAGGACGCUGGAGGCCGACGCUGCGCAGGCUGCCGAUGGAGCGGCUGCAGCUUUCAACAACGCCAAAAAGACCAGAGACGCUGUGGGAGAAACGCUCCGGAACAUCAACAGUAUGCUGGCUAACCUGAACCGGUCCGGCGCUGUGGAUGAAAAGCAUCUGAAGCAGCUGGAGGACUCUCUGGCCAACGCUCAGAGAGACGUGGAAGGAAGUCUGAGGCCUCGGUUCAGGGACAUGGAGAAGCUGGAGGCCGCCCAGCGCCGCCGGCUGACGUCCAUCAACCUGGACAUCGACACCAUCCUGGGGGACAUCGCCAACCUGGAGGACAUCCUGAGAGCCAUCCCCAGCGGCUGCUACAACAGCCCGCCCAUCGAGGAGCCCUGAGGGCCGCCAGGAGACGUCAGGUCUCACAGAGUCCUGAUCUGCCAUUUAAACAAGAAUCUACCUUCUUUUAUAAAACAACGGGUGGUGCAGUGACAGUGUUUUUGAGUGACUGGUACUAAAUAAUAAUUCAGAACAAAUGUGUAUUCACAGCUCAAAGCUUUAUUUAAAGCAUCUUCCUAGAAGAGUGUUGAUAACGUGCUAAACAUGAAAGGGAGGGCGGACUAUACAAAUCAGAGUUAGAACUAUUCUAAAAGUGAGUUUAAGGAAUUUAGUCUUCGGCCAGUGUUUUACAUUUUGCUGUAUUAUCAGGUACCAAUAAAAUCCUGCUGGUACUCAAACGCUAAGAAUUAAAUUUUAUUGAUUUUAACUUUUAAGGAACAAAGAAAACUUUAAAGAGAAAUCUGUCCUCACUGCUCCAUAAAGUCGUUGUUGUUGUGAGAGACAGAUUUACAACCGAGGGCUCCAAAAAGAUCCUACAUUUCCCAUAAUGCACUUGGUUAGUGUCUGUAAACAGCCACAAUUUCUCUUUCUUUUCCUCUUGAAGUUACGAGGUUGGUGUUGUUCGAUGAACUCAUCACGUUCACUGGGUCAGUUCACCCAAAAACUCACUGUGAUGCUCGUGCUGCGUUCACGCCACGCAGGAGCCACUGUAAAUAUCAGUAUCUGUCUCAAAAAUACUGUCCACGGUCAAAAACCAAGCAAUGACCCUGAACGCAACAUGUUUUACAGUAAAUACAGAUUAAACUGCUGCGGAUCAACACGUUUCGUUUCUGAUAAUAACGGUGUGUUUGAUGUAUGAGUGUGUCAAUGUAAAAGUGUUUUAUUUAUAACUGUAAAUGUUUUUGAAUUCAGUGUUUUUAUUUGUUCUGUCGACUCAUUCAUGCGACGGAUCAGCAGAGAUAUUUAUAUGUUUUGUUACUGCUUUUAAAUAAAACCUGCUGCACUUUUUCUCCUGA